Xenopus laevis (African clawed frog) is the source of this 1236-nucleotide messenger RNA. It is a transcript of the gene blcap.S, whose product is annotated as BLCAP, apoptosis inducing factor S homeolog. The coding region runs from base 261 to 524 and encodes 87 amino acids. The transcript has 2 exons. NCBI's taxonomy places the organism in Eukaryota, Metazoa, Chordata, Amphibia, Anura, Pipidae. Gene Ontology annotation, cellular component: cytoplasm; nucleus; membrane. The record is from RefSeq and is a predicted model, not a curated record.
AAAGUUGAAGCAUCAGACCUAAGAAAAGGCUCAUGACGUGGCCUGGGCUGUCUAACACGGUGCCUGCGCGCAAUUGGCGGCCUUGCUUAGGACCGGGGGAUACUCGGCAAGGGUGAGAGUGACAAAGUGAGUGGCUGGCUAUACAGUGCACAGGGCAGUGGGGGUUGCUGAGUGUCGAACAUCUUUCCGUCUAUGUCUGGGGCUCCAGCAGUGACAGUUUCAGACAAGAACCCCUAAGAAACUGAAUCCUUGCCUUCACCAUGUACUGUCUACAGUGGCUUCUUCCUGUCCUUUUGAUCCCCAAACCUCUGAACCCAGCCCUCUGGUUCAGUCACUCCAUGUUCAUGGGAUUUUACCUGCUCAGCUUUUUGCUGGAGAGGAAGCCUUGUACAAUCUGCGCAUUGGUUUUCCUUGGCGCCCUUUUCCUCAUCUGCUACAGUUGCUGGGGAAACUGCUUCCUUUACCACUGCAGUGCCAGUGAGCUGCCCGAAGCUGCCCAUGAUCCUGCUGUUGUUGGCACUUAGAAAGCUGCUAUGCUGGCGGAAUUCACAGAGUGCUGCUUUCUGCCAAGAUGGAGAUGCCCUUCUUCCAGCCGACUGACACUGCUUGCACCGUUAUGUGUGGUAUUAACCUGGGACAUUUGGGACUCCAUAUUAAAAUUUGGUGCAGCAGAAAAAUAAGUGCACUGUUCUGUAAUUGGUGAUGGGCAUCGGAUUCUCUACUGUGUCCCUCCAUGCUCAUUUAUCUCUUUCCCUGGCACCACUGCCAACAUGUGGGCAGAGACAAUAUAGCACUGCCAGGUCUUGUCAUUGAUGGGGAAAAGGAUUUUUAAUUGUCUGUAUUUUGUUCCUUUGUUUUUGAUACUUUACAAUCACAUAGACACCUCCCAGGCCUGACACAAUGAAACACUGAAAAUGGCCACUUCGCAUAUGCCGCACGCAAACUCGUACACAUGGCAACAGGCAAAAAGGAGCAGCCUAGCUUUCAAUAAAAUGGAUGUGGCGCCAUCUUUGGAGGAAUGAAAACUACCCAAUAGCAUGCAGUAUUCAGUGGGUGCUGUUCCUUGUAGCCUGUGUACCUCCAACGGAUACUAAUUGUGCCAAGCUGGUAUGUUUACAUACAAGAAUUCACUGGAGCGUAUUAUGAAUUUCCAGCUUCUGAGCCCAGUCAUUUUAACCUUUUUUUUUUUUUUUUUUUUGGUGUUGAAAAGUUCUGAAUAAAGCUUUAUUAAUCAUA